AUGAAGCGCUUUCUGGGUUCUUUGAGUAGGCGUUCGAGCUCAAGCGACAGUGUAGACCACCGCAACGACUCACCAGAAGCCAUAAUCGCAAGAGAAUUGACUGCAUUCUGCGAAUCAAACACUUCCUCGCACGACACGAACCAACAAGGAAACGAAUUCGUCCACCUCCCCCAAAUAGUCGAAACAGCCGAAUCAAGCCCCAAUGCCGCCAAAGAAGCCGCCUACCGAAUCCGCAAAUACCUCGCCGACCCAGCGGGAACCCCAAACAACGUCCAAUACAAUGCGCUCAUGAUAACCCGCAUCCUAGUCGACAACCCAGGCCACACCUUCACGCGCAACUUCGACGCGAAAUUCGUUUCCACAAUCAAGGAGCUACUCCGCGCUGGUCGCGACUGGCACGUGCAAAGCUAUCUCCGCCAGUACCUGGACACACUGGAGCAACAGCGCAGCUGGGACGAGGAUCUGAAACUCCUGCUGCAGAUGUGGGCGAAGGAAAAGUCGAAGCCGCAGCGCGGACUGAUUGAUCGCUUCCCCAUGGCUUCAGGCGCACCGCCCCUCCCCCCUCAUCCGACGUCGACAGCGAAUCCGCAUCGGAAUGCGUAUGCCGGUGCGCGCGCGCCGGACGUUGCCCGAUCGCCCUCAAAUGCACUACCCAAUGCGGAAGAAUUAGCGGCGCGCAUUGAAGAAGCACGGAACUCGGCCAAGCUGUUGACGCAGUUCGUGCAGUCGACACCGGCGGUGGAGUUGGAGGAGAAUGAUCUGGUGAAGGAGUUUGUGGAUCGGUGUCGCACGGGUUCGAGGCUGAUUCAGGGAUAUAUUCAUUCGACGAAUCCUGGGCCUGAUGAGGAUACGUUGUUGACGCUUAUUGAGACGAAUGAUGAGAUUUCUGUUGCUUUGUCACAGCAGCAGCGGGCUAUGUUGAAGGCGCGGAAGGUUCGCGGGUCUUCAUCGCCCAGUUCUUCGAAUGUCACUUCGCCCGAGUCGACGUCUCAACCUUUGCCUUUUGCUUCUGGGGCUGGGACUGGGACUGCGGUGCCUGUUGCUGCGGAGUUGCCUUCUCCUGUUAUGACUGGCGGUAGAACUAAUACGGGCCGGUACGAAUACAGGUCUGAGGAUUUCCAAGUUCAGAAUCCCUUCGCUGAUGAUUACGCGGAGGAUUCUGAUGGGAGGAACCAGACGCAUCAGUCUCAGAGAGAUCGAGUGCAUUUCCAGCCUAGCGAGCAGGAGCGUUGA
Molecule: messenger RNA, 1233 nt
Organism: Penicillium nucicola
Lineage: Eukaryota; Fungi; Ascomycota; Eurotiomycetes; Eurotiales; Aspergillaceae
Exons: 6
Coding region: 1-1233 (410 amino acids)
Biological process (GO): endocytosis; actin cortical patch localization; actin filament organization
Cellular component (GO): actin cortical patch
Molecular function (GO): phosphatidylinositol binding; ubiquitin binding
Source: RefSeq, a predicted model, not a curated record